CCAAUGCGUUUGUGUUUAUUUUUCCACCCCACAAACAUCCAAUUAAUCACGAGCAUUGGUGCUCCGAUAUCUCUGGAAGCAUAAAUCAUAAAACAUAGCAUCGGAUCCCGGUGAGCGCAUACAUCGUACCCACCGGCAAACACACAGCACUGCUCUAGCAUGACUCAACUGUUGGACCGAGUGUUGAGCUUCAUAAACUACUGGUGGUUUCGGUACUUGAUGAUAACGGAGCUAUACAUGGUGGAAAGCUGGGAACGAGUGACGAUACACGUGUUCCUCUUCGUAAUAUUCCUCGCCCAAUGGUACUUCAACUGCAAGGUAAUUCUUCCCUUUACCGGGAGCCUACUCGGCAUUUAACCGGUGGAUCAGCCGAUGGGUGCCACUCUCUUGAAGCCGCCCGUGACCUGGACUACUACGUCGCUGCACGCGGAAGCCCAUCAUCCCAGGCUCGUCGGCCAAUGAGUGGAGUUUUAAUAUGAAGUAUUUUACGGACAAACACCAGUUAAAAAUCUCAUCGACUUUAUCCUACUGUACAAGGAUCUGAUGUUUUGUAUUGAUUUUGUUGCGCUUAAGUGAAAAUUCUGUUUGUGUUUUUACACUAGUGUUGUAUGAAUGUAUCAGUGCAUGUAAGUGAAAGGAAAUAUAAAAGAAUGGUAAAGAAAAAACUGA
Messenger RNA from Anopheles stephensi (Asian malaria mosquito), 669 nucleotides. RefSeq lists its product as uncharacterized. The coding region runs from base 160 to 357 and encodes 65 amino acids. Lineage: Eukaryota; Metazoa; Arthropoda; Insecta; Diptera; Culicidae. The record is from RefSeq and is a predicted model, not a curated record. The transcript is spliced from 2 exons.